Molecule: messenger RNA, 789 nt
Organism: Fraxinus pennsylvanica
Lineage: Eukaryota; Viridiplantae; Streptophyta; Magnoliopsida; Lamiales; Oleaceae
Source: the annotation of a GenBank genome assembly
AUGGCUCUGCUCUUCUUAUUUUGGUGCACUUUGUUUUGCUUUGCAGUUGACUCCUUUUCCAUUUCCUCUCUUGUUAGUAAAGAGCUCUAUCAUUCAAUAUUCCUACACAAGGACGAUAAUGCCUGCCCGGCCAAGGACUUCUAUACUUAUGAGUCUUUCAUCAAAGCAUCGAAGUGCUUUCCACGAUUUGGAAAUACCGGAAGCUUAGCUACGCGUAAGAGAGAAAUAGCAGCAUUUCUUGCUCAAAUCUCCCAUGAGACUACCGGAGGUUGGGCAACUGCCCCUGAUGGCCCUUUUGCGUGGGGCUUGUGCUUCAAAGAAGAAGUCAGUCCUCAAUCUGAAUACUGUGACUCCACCAACAAACAAUGGCCUUGCUAUCCUGGCAAGUCUUACAAAGGAAGAGGUCCUAUUCAAUUGUCAUGGAAUUAUAACUAUGGUCCGGCAGGAAAAGCCUUGGGAUUCGAUGGUCUGAAAAAUCCGGAUUCAGUCUCCAAUAAUUCCUUAAUUGCUUUCAAAACUGCCUUUUGGUUUUGGAUGACCGAGAAUAAGCCGAAGCCCUCUUGUCACAGUGUCAUGGUCGGAAGAUAUGUUCCAACAAAAGAGGAUUUGGCAGCCAAUCGUACAGCAGGUUUUGGGUUGGUAACCAACAUUAUAAAUGGAGGGCUGGAGUGUGGAAUACCCACCGAUGGCCGAGUUGCAGAUCGUAUUGGCUUCUUUCAAAGAUAUGCCAGCACCUUUAAUGUCGACACCGGACCUAACUUGGAUUGCCAAUACCAAAAACCCUACUGA